Messenger RNA from Cricetulus griseus (Chinese hamster), 658 nucleotides. The record is from RefSeq and is a predicted model, not a curated record. NCBI's taxonomy places the organism in Eukaryota, Metazoa, Chordata, Mammalia, Rodentia, Cricetidae.
AUGAACAAGAUCUUCCCCCAGGGAGAUGCCGAGAGCAACACUGCUGCCGGAGGGAAAGCCCGCCCUGGAGAGGAAGGAGAUGUGCCCCGGAGCCUUCCCAGCUUCCUCCUGGCCUACUGUGGAGACCCAGCCUCUUGGAUCUACUCCGACCAGAAAUGUGAUGGCACCAACAACUGUGGGGACUGCUCAGAUGAAUUGAGCCCAGUGACUGCAUGCCCACCUUGUGGCCCUGGAUGGUGGAGAUGCACUCCAACUGUCUUCAAGUACUGCAGCUGUAUCCCGAGGGUGCUGUGCCAGGACCAUGUGCAGCACUGCUCUGACUGGUCAGACGAGUACGUCUGUCCUGGACCCUGAGUGAGUCUCCCUCUGCAGCCUGGGAGCUGGCGCCAGGACCUUUCAUCUGAGCAUCAAACCCUAGACCACAAGGGCAGGAAGGAACCUUUGACAUCAUCCAGCGGCUUCUCCCCAUUGCCUCUAAAUAGGAAUUACCUUUCCUCUUUUCAAGUGUCUCAGCCUCUACUUAAGCAGCUCCAAUGCCAAGGAGCACACUAUCAUGUUAGACAGCCUCUAGCAGAGAUGAGGUGAGUCUGCCUCCAUCAUUUUAGGCCCAUCAAUGGGAGCACACAGAGGAAAUAUGCUCCUUGGCUCCAGGGCAGGC